AUGGCAGAUGGUGGGGACGUGGCCUCUGGGGCUCCCCAGCCCACCUGCAUCAAGGUGCACAUCCACCAGGAGUCGGCUCUGGCCAAGCUGCUGCUGAGCAGGUGGCCCCUGCCGCAGCCCCAUGUGCCCUCACCCCACGCCGCCUCCCGGGCCCUGGGCCACCGCAGGCUGCUGGUGGCCUCCUGGGCGGUGCAGAUCGUGCUGGGGGUGUUGAGUGGGGUUCUGGGGGGAUUCCUCCUCAUAUUCUACUACACCACGCUGCUUGGAUCGGGAGCUCCCAUCUGGACAGGGGCUGUGGCUGUGCUGGCUGGAGCUGUCGCCUUCAUUUAUGAGAAACGAGGUGGCACCUACUGGGCCCUGCUGAGGACCCUGCUCACCCUGGCAGCUUUCUCCACGGCCACAGCCGCCAUCAUCAUUGGGGCUAGAAGUUUCCACGAGUACCGUUUUUUCUUUAACAGUGUCUGUGAUGUCUCCCCUUCCUGGAGGCCCACUGGGGCCCCCAGCCCUCCGAGUGCAGACGAGGGAAGGCUGCAGCUGUGCACCUCCUAUGUGAACGUGCUGAAGGCCCUGUUCAUAAGCAUCAAUGCCAUGCUGUUGGGGGUCUGGGCUCUACUGCUUCUGGCAUCUCUGGUCCCCCUGUGUCUGUGCUCCUGGAGAAAAUACCGAUCCAAGGAGAAAAGAGACCCUCCCUUGGAAGAAACUGCUGGGACUGAGUGA
Molecule: messenger RNA, 717 nt
Organism: Lipotes vexillifer (Yangtze River dolphin)
Lineage: Eukaryota; Metazoa; Chordata; Mammalia; Artiodactyla; Lipotidae
Gene: TMEM176A
Product: transmembrane protein 176A
Exons: 6
Coding region: 1-717 (238 amino acids)
Cellular component (GO): membrane
Source: RefSeq, a predicted model, not a curated record